GCGUACACUCCCCUUCAGUUGCGUCAGAGCGUCCCGGUAAAUAGGCUCGACUCUUUCAACGUGGAAGAGACACUGCGUUAGGAUGGCCGGAAUAACUCUGCUGCUGCUUAUAGUGGCGCUGGCUGCUGAGACCCCAGCUGCUUCGUUUAUUGCGAGUUAUUCAGGAGGAUUCAGAAAGCCUUCGAUGUGUGUCGACGAAACAGGGUCUCACCCUGCAGGCUCCACUUGGUAUCUGGAAGGAUGUCAAAUGGGAGAAUGUAGGAGCGAUGGGAUGGACAUUUUUACCAUUCACUCCUCCUGUGGAUUGGACAGCAUUCCCGACGGCUGUGAAGUGGUACAAGAUAACACUCUGAAUUUCCCUGAAUGCUGCCCCACGGUUGUAUGCUCCUCAGAACGACUCUGAAUUGUACCCUUAGACGACUGCAUUUGUCAGUAUUGCAUGGUUUCACUUGUGCAAUAAACCUCUUCCGUUUCAACAACUUUCUUUAUCUUUUAACAAGACUUUCGUAUUUAGUUUCACUAUGUUGUACAAAAUUUUAUCAACAAACGUACGGUGCUAUUCGUAAUUAAUGAAAAUAUUAAUACCGUGAAAUAUGUAUGAAAAAUAUCGCGCUCUGAUUGGCUGGCCGGAAUAUAUCAAAUCGUAUCAAGUUGAAGCAUACACUUUGAUACAAACCGAAAAGACGUUUCAACAGGUUCCAAUAAUGUUCGCGUCAGAUUGUUUUCAGGAGCCCGAAUGCUAGGCUCUCCAAGUGUAUGGUAGACAACCAAGAUGUCUUGACUCCUUUCCUGUGUUGCUUUUUGGCUCCCCGCAGGGAGUCUGCUUGUCAUCUACAGUGGUGAUGAAAGGUAGUGUUACAACAAUGCAUAGCUCUUGUGGAAGGGAAUAGACAACACAAAAUUGGAAUGUCUAGUGUGGCAAGGAGAGACGUAUAAACAGGUAAAGCAAUGGACAUGCUUACCUGCAUUUAUAUGUAUAUGUGUGGGAAUAUAUGCAUGUGACAAAGAUAUGUAGAAUAUAACAAUAGAUAAACAGAAUAACAUUGG
This is a messenger RNA of Penaeus indicus, 1047 nucleotides long. RefSeq names its product U-scoloptoxin(16)-Er12a-like. The record is from RefSeq and is a predicted model, not a curated record. Lineage: Eukaryota; Metazoa; Arthropoda; Malacostraca; Decapoda; Penaeidae. The coding region runs from base 83 to 403 and encodes 106 amino acids. The transcript is spliced from 3 exons.